Peromyscus eremicus (cactus mouse) is the source of this 1332-nucleotide messenger RNA. RefSeq names its product pyrethroid hydrolase Ces2e-like. The transcript is spliced from 9 exons. The record is from RefSeq and is a predicted model, not a curated record. Gene Ontology annotation, molecular function: carboxylic ester hydrolase activity. Gene Ontology annotation, cellular component: intracellular membrane-bounded organelle. The coding region runs from base 1 to 1332 and encodes 443 amino acids. Lineage: Eukaryota; Metazoa; Chordata; Mammalia; Rodentia; Cricetidae.
AUGCUGCAGUGUGGAAUGGUGGGUGUGAAAGCCACUACCACUGUGCUCUCGGGGUCGCUAACCUGUAUGGACAAGGGAGACUGCCAGGACUCAUCCAGCCCCAUCAGGAACACACACACCGGACAGGUUCAGAGUAGCCUUGUAUACUUGGAGGAUAUCAACAUGGGAGUCCACACCUUCCUGGGAAUUCCUUUUGCCAAGCCACCUGUAGGACCUCUGCAGUUUGCUCCUCCUGAGCCCCCUGAACCAUGGAGUGGUGUGAGGGAUGGAACUUCCCAUCCUGCCAUUUGUCUACAGAAUAUCACUAUAAUGAAUUCAGCAACCGAGAUCCUGUUCAAAAGCACCCCAUCUCUUCUUUCUAUGUCUGAAGACUACCUGUACCUCAACAUCUACUUACCUGCUCAUGCUUCUGAGAGCUCCAACCUGCCUGUAAUUGUAUGUAUCCAUGGCAGUGGACUCACUGUGGCCAUGGCUUCUGUGUAUGACGGAUCGAAGCUAGCAGCCAUUGAGGACAUACUGGUGAUCACCAUCCAGUACUGCCUGGGUGUCCUGGGUUACUUCAGCACUGGAGAUGAGCAUGCCAGAGACAACUGGGGCUUCCUGGACCAAGUGGCCGCCCUGCACUGGGUCUUGCAGAAUAUCGCCCACUUUGGAGGCCACCCUGGCCAGGUCACUAUUUUUGGCGAGUCAGCAGGUGGCACAAGUGUGUCUUCACUUCUUUUGUCCCCAUUGUCCAAAGGACUCUUCCACGGAGCCAUUAUGCAGAGUGGAGUGGCCAGGAUGCCUGGUCUCGUCUCCCAGUCUGAGGAGGUUUACACAGUGAGUUCCCUCAAUUCUAUGAUGCCUCUUGGUGUUGCUGACAUUCUGGAAAGGAAGUAUUUGGGAGACACUGAAGACCUUGAGAUUUUCCAAGCACAGUUCAAGGAGGUGAUGGAAGACUUUAUGUUUGUGGUUCCUGCUUUGCAAGUAGCACAUGCUCAGAGUCCCCUUGCCCCUGUCUACUUUUAUGAGUUCCAGCACCCAUCCAACUUCUUCAAAGACGUCAGACCACCUGAUGUGAAGGCUGACCAUGUUGACUUCACUGAGGAGGAGGGUCUGCUGAGCAGGAAGAUAACGAAGUACUGGGCUAACUUUGCAAGACAUGGGAACCCCAACAGCAUGGACCUGCCCCACUGGCCUGUGUUUACCCAGGAUGAGCAGUACCUGCAGCUGGACAUCCAGACUACUGUGGGCUAUGCUCUGAAGGCCAACAGGAUGCAGUUCUGGACCAAGAUUCUGUCCCAGAAGAUCCAGCAGCUGAAGGAUGUUGAGAAAAAGCACACAGAGCUGUAG